AUGGGCCCACCUCGCCGCCGCUUCCUCCUCCUCCUGUUGCUGUGGCUCUCCGGCGAUGGCGCGGUGGCGCAGCCCGGCCCCAUGGACACGUCGGGGAGCUCACAGCUGUACAAGCCGAGCUUGCCCAUCGUGAUCGGCAUCUUCUCUAUCGUCUUCACCAUCACCGUUCUCAUCUUCCUCUGCGCCAAGUUCUGCCAGGCCCGGCGUGCCGCGUUCAUGCUGGACCGGUGGCCGGAGGGUGGCGGCAGGAGCCGGCUCUCGGAGGGCUUCGUGGCCGAGGAGGAGCCUCGUUUAUCCGGCGCCGACAAGGCCCUGAUAGAGAUGCUCCCCUUCUUCAGAUUCUCCGCUCUCAAGGGCUCCAGAGAGGGCCUGGAGUGCGCCGUCUGCCUGUCCAGGUUUGAAGACACAGAGACCCUCCGUUUGCUUCCCAAGUGCAAGCACGCCUUCCACAUCGGCUGCAUCGACCGGUGGCUGGAGGGCCAUUCCAGCUGCCCCCUCUGCCGGCAGCGGGUCACCUUCGAGGACGUCACCAUGUUUAGGUACACAGGGAGCUCGAGGUUCCUCUUCCGCAGCUCCUCCUCGGCUGGCGGCGCCGCCGCCGCCGCUCCUGCGGGGGACGCGGGGCUGGACUUGUUCGUGGAGAGGGAACCCGGCGGCGAGAUGGGCUCUGGGAAGAAGGAGAGGAGUGAGGAAACCCUAGCGCUGGCGGCGGAGGCUGAGAGAGACGGCGGCGAUGCUCACGAGGUGCUCCACAAGUUCAAGCACCGGAUUAUCGUCUCCGACGUGGUGUUCAAGAACCGGUGGAGCGAUCUCAACUCUGCCGACCUGGUUUCCCUCAACUCAGAGAUGCUCAACGGGAUCUCCAGCAGGCGGUUCUCCAUGGAGAGGAGGGCCUCCUUCGGGCCACAGAGGGGGCUUCCCAUGGCGGAGACGGCCCACCAGAAGAUCAAGGAGGAGAUGGAGAAGAAGAUCUUGCUGGACAGGAAGGCCGGCAUGAUGAACCUCCGCCUAUCGGCCGCUGACGGCGUCCCUUCGAGCUCCAACAAUUCGGGAGGAGGAUUGUCUGGUUCUUCGACCUUGCCCAAGUCCUUGAUUCCAUCUGGGAACAACCGGGCCAUGUCGGAGAUCGUCCACGUCUCGAGGUUCAGCGACGCAGCGGGGAGGAGCAGAGCCGCCGGCAGAGAGGGAGGCGCCGGCAACGUGAAGGACGAUACGGCUAGGGCGAUCUGGCUGCCCAUCGCCAAGAGAACCGUGCAGUGGUUCGCCAGGAGAGAGAAGAAGAGGUCGGAAAACCAGGAGACGAGGGGAGCCGAUUUGAAUGUGUGA
Messenger RNA from Spirodela intermedia, 1326 nucleotides. NCBI's taxonomy places the organism in Eukaryota, Viridiplantae, Streptophyta, Magnoliopsida, Alismatales, Araceae. The record is from the annotation of a GenBank genome assembly.